AUGGAUGAUUCCCCGUAUGAGCUUCGUCUCCCUUCGCCAAAUGAACACCCUUCUUCUCCUCCUGAAGGUUUUGUCACUGUCUUUAGGGAUCAAAUCUUAGGCGGCCUUCGCUUUCCUUUACAUCCUUUCUUCUCCGAGUUGUGUCAGUAUUGCGGCAUCGGCAUUUCUCAGUUUGCCCCUAAUGUAUUUCGAGUCGUCUGCGGAGUCAUCAUCUUGUGCCGCAUUUAUCAAAUUCCCUUGACCGCUCAACUAUUCCAUCAUUUCUAUUCCUUCAGGCGGGCCGAGCCGGGGGUGUUCAACGUACAGGUCAAGCCGGGCUAUAAAUUUUUUGAUGACUUACCUUCUUCCAAUAAAGGCUGGAGAUCUCGCUUUUUCUUUCUUAAGCCCCCCGUCCCUUUAUCUGGGCCUCCCCAAUGGCGUUCCAUCCUUCCUUUGGACUUUCUUUCACAUGUUCAUGAACCUGCCUGCUCCACAGCCUCGGACAAGCUGACCGGUGUUGUUGUUCGCUUGUCCGUGCUGAUACUAGAAGGUAUUCUGUGCGCUUUUGGUCUUAGCCCUGUUUCAACAGAAAUCGGAGCUCCUUUUGGUAAGUUGCUAUUUUUUAUAUGCCGUUCUUCGCUAACUGAGGUGCUUUUUCCUCUUAUUUUUGUAAUGGUUACCAUUCUCCGUUCUUUUGCCAGUCAGGAGAAACCAUCUGUGGUCGUUCUGCAAGCUCUGAACGAAGAGUUAACACAAGGUCUAUCUUCUGAUCCCGCUGCUUCCGUCGGUCUGCAGCCUUUGGAACCCCAAACCUCAGAUGCGGUAGCCACCUCGACACUUAUUGAACCACCUGCCCCCAGCCCUGCAGACUCAGCCCUACUCCGAGUCUCUGAUCGACCUGCAACUGAGCCAUCGCCAGCAGGACAAGUGCCCUCUCCCCCUCCUACUAUGAAGUUGCGUCUUGCGAGCAAGGGCAAAAGACUGGCGCCGGUCACCACGACUUCUCCUCCACCCCCUCGCCGUCAACGUGUAGUUGGUAUCUCUUCUCCUUCUAGGUCCUCAGAUACAAGCUUGGCCCAGGAGAAGGCCUCUGAUCUAGGAAUUGUAGACCUGUUAUUGGACAUGACAGCUCUGCGAGAGAAUGCGGUGCUUAAGGCCCGUCUUCGGGAACUAGAGCCUCCUGUGGCUUCCUCAACUCCUCCUGAGCCUUCACUUGGAAAUUUGGAUGUCUAUCUGCGUGCUGCUGGGGAAUCUGCGGCCUCUGCCCGAGCCAUCUCCCAUGCCGCCUUCGAUAAGCUACAAAAGUUGGAGGCGGCUUUAAAGACAAGUGAAUCCUCAUUGGCUUCUGAAGCGGAGCGCCAUCGAGCGACAGUUUCUGAACUGAAAAAUAAAGAGGUAGAGCUGCUUUCCCGAUCAGCUGAGUUGACACUGUUACGACAAAGUCAGGAGCUCCUGCAAAUGGGACUGGCCGAUGCCCAGGCUCUGGCUCGUGCUUCCGCUGCCCGGGAGUCUUUGCAAGCAGAUCUCUUGAAGGCCCAGGAAGCAGCAUCUCAGGGCCAGAGCGACUUAUUCGUGGCCUGCGCUGAGGCUGCCGAGAACAAAAACAGCUUGGAAGUGUACCAGGCUGGCGAACCAGGGCGGCUGAAAGCCUACAGACUGGCCUAUAUCCGCUCUUCCUUAUUCCUCCGAAAGUUGGGGAGCUGGAUGAUCUUGCUGCUAUGUCACGGGGCCGCUGGCGGGGUCAGACAGGCAUUCGAGCAAGGUUUUCUACGCUCGACACCUCCUGCCACUUUUCUGGACACAGCUCGCUUAUCUAGGGAAUUGCCGCAGGAAACUUUUCCUUCCUUUGAAGCGGAUGAUGGACUUUUCCCCCUUGAGGCUCCUCCCCUUUCGGCCGACCAGACUUCCAUUUAUAUUUCUGCCCAGGGUCUUUCUGCUACUGUUCCUGAAGCGUCUGCUGAUCUUGCGUCUUCCUCCAUAGUGCUGGCCGAACCCGUGCUCCUUCCGUUAGUAUCCAAUGACCCUGCACCCUCUUCCCCGGAUGUUGCGUAG
This is a messenger RNA of Zingiber officinale, 2031 nucleotides long. RefSeq lists its product as uncharacterized. The transcript is spliced from 4 exons. NCBI's taxonomy places the organism in Eukaryota, Viridiplantae, Streptophyta, Magnoliopsida, Zingiberales, Zingiberaceae. The record is from RefSeq and is a predicted model, not a curated record. The coding region runs from base 1 to 2031 and encodes 676 amino acids.